AAAAGCUGUAGUCUCCAGCAUUCCCAUGCACCAGGGGACAGCGGCAACCAUGAGUGACUCCACAGAAGCCAAGAUGCAGCCUCUUAGCUCCAUGGACGAUGAUGAGUUGAUGGUCAGCGGCAGCAGGUAUUCUAUUAAAAGCUCCAGACUACGACCAAAUUCUGGAAUCAAGUGUUUGGCAGGAUGCUCGGGACACAGCCAAGUCCCCUUGGUCCUGCAGCUGCUCUCCUUCCUGUUCUUGGCUGGGCUCCUGCUGAUCAUUCUUUUCCAAGUCUCCAAAACCCCAAAUACCGAGAGGCAGAAGGAACAAGAGAAGAUCCUCCAGGAACUGACCCAGCUGACAGAUGAGCUUACGUCCAGGAUCCCCAUCUCCCAAGGGAAGAAUGAGUCCAUGCAGGCGAAGAUCACUGAGCAACUGAUGCAGCUGAAAACUGAACUCUUGUCCAGGAUUCCCAUCUUCCAGGGGCAGAAUGAGUCCAUACAAGAGAAGAUCUCUGAGCAACUGAUGCAGCUGAAGGCUGAACUUCUUUCCAAGAUCUCCAGCUUCCCGGUAAAGGAUGAUUCUAAGCAGGAGAAGAUCUACCAACAGCUGGUACAGAUGAAGACUGAACUCUUCCGCCUGUGUCGACUCUGCCCCUGGGACUGGACAUUCCUCCUAGGAAAUUGUUACUUCUUCUCCAAGUCCCAGCGGAACUGGAAUGACGCCGUCACAGCUUGCAAAGAAGUGAAGGCUCAACUAGUCAUCAUCAAUAGUGAUGAAGAGCAGACCUUCCUGCAGCAGACUUCUAAGGCUAAAGGACCAACCUGGAUGGGCCUGUCAGACCUGAAGAAGGAGGCCACGUGGCUCUGGGUAGAUGGUUCUACUCUGUCAUCCAGAUUCCAGAAAUAUUGGAAUAGAGGGGAGCCUAACAACAUCGGUGAGGAAGACUGUGUCGAAUUUGCUGGGGAUGGCUGGAAUGACUCUAAAUGUGAACUCAAAAAGUUCUGGAUCUGCAAGAAGUCUGCAACCCCAUGCACUGAAGGCUAGCUCAUCUCCGCUCCUACCUUCAUGCCAUUCUGCCAGGCACAUGGAUGUGCCUCACUUUCGUGCCAGCUCCUUCUUCCUGCCUGUUGGCCUCAGGAUCGUGAAAAAGGCUCUGGGAUUCUUCUUUUUAUCAGAUUUUUCAUCCUCUGCAUUUAUCAUAGUUUCAUUUCUGUUGAUGUGAUAAAACUCUCUAACCAAAAACAACUAAGGCAGAAAGGGGUUUAUUUUACCUUACAUUCCAGAUGAGAGCAGGGAGGUCAGGAUGGCAGGAACUUAAGACAAUUGGUCACAUCACAUCAACAGCCAGGAGGAGACAGAAGUAUGUGCAAGCUAACGCACACAUUUGCUUAUUCUCAGUUCCAUUUUCCUAUUCCUAUAGUUUAGGACCCCUGCCUAGGAAAUGGUGCCAUUCAUAGUUGGCUAGAUGUUCCCACCUCUGUUAACUUCAAUAAGACAAGCCCCCACAGACAUGCUCACUGGCCAACCCAAUGCAGGCAAUACACCAUUGAGCCUCUUCCCAGGUGACUAUACGCUGUGUCAGGCUGACUAUCACAAAGGGACUCACUAUUGUCCUUUUGCUUUCAGGUUUCUCUGGGCUUAGGGCUCACUGUUGUCCCCCCACUUCAGUGCAGUUACCUGAUGUAGGAUGCUUUCAGAAUCUGGGUGUUUUCCAUUAACCUACUCCAUCUUCCUUGCUGAGACACAUACACUCAAAGGUCAGAAGAAGACAUUGGUGUUCUCUUUGAUAGCUCUUUACUCCCUUGAGACAGGAGUUGGAGUUCAUUAUUUUUUUAGCAAGGCUGGUGAUCUGAAAGAUCCAACAUUUUUCUGUCUCCACUCACCUCCUAAAUGAAGUUACAGUCACAUGUGGCCAUGUCUGGCCUCUAACAAUUACUAGGGCUUCAAGGUCAGGCCCUCUUUCUUGCACAUCAGCACUCUUAUCCACUAAGCAUCUCCCCAGCCAUUUGUCUAUUGUCAGGUAGUCUAGUUUACUGUUGCUGUAAUAAAGUCCUGACAAAAUGCAA
This is a messenger RNA of Mus musculus (house mouse), 2049 nucleotides long. It is a transcript of the gene Cd209b, whose product is annotated as CD209b antigen. The transcript has 10 exons. Gene Ontology annotation, biological process: symbiont entry into host cell; cell adhesion. The coding region runs from base 50 to 1027 and encodes 325 amino acids. Gene Ontology annotation, molecular function: D-mannose binding. The record is from RefSeq and is marked validated. Gene Ontology annotation, cellular component: membrane. Lineage: Eukaryota; Metazoa; Chordata; Mammalia; Rodentia; Muridae.